UAGGUCUCAGUUCAAACAUUCAUCGUGAGGUCUGACAUUUAGACUACCACGCUAGCAACAUAUCAACAGACUUCGACAUGGCUCAGGCAGAAGAGAAAGAAAGUGCCGAAUCACUGCUGGCGGAUAUUCAAAAGAAAAUAACAGAUGCAUUUGAUAUCUUUGACCAUGAGUCAAACAAGACUGUUGAUGUCAGGGAAAUUGGGACCAUUAUCAGAUCAUUAGGCUGCUGUCCUAGCGAAGGUGAACUCCAUGAUCUUCUCUCUGAGAUGGAAGAAGAGGAGGCUACUGGAUACAUCAAGUAUGAUCGCUAUAAGCCCGUCAUGAGGGAAGUCCUCAUGGAACGCAAGUUCAAACCAUGCCCAGAAGACCAGCUUGUGAAAGCGUUUGAAGUGUUAGAUGUUGAGAAGAAAGGUCACCUUACAGUUGAAGAGAUGACAAAACUCAUGUCUGAAGAAGGAGAGCCAUUCACACAAGAAGAAUUGGAGGAGAUGCUGUCAGCUGCCGUGGACCCAGAAAAGGGACAUGUCUUAUAUAAAGAUUAUGCUUCAAUGAUGACUCUAGAUGCAGAAAUGUGAUACCACCCUCUUUCUAUCCUAGGCACUCAUUGAAAAUAUGGAGUGAAAUAAGUUAUUUCCAGAAUAUAAUACAUGAGGAUGCAUUCGCUUAAACGGACUUUGUAACAUUGUUCAGAUGAGAGAUAGUGGUGCUAAGGUAGUGACUUUAAUGCUAGAUGUACAAUUAAAGAUAAUCUGAAAAUUUGAGCGAA
This is a messenger RNA of Strongylocentrotus purpuratus (purple sea urchin), 766 nucleotides long. RefSeq names its product dynein regulatory complex protein 8-like. The record is from RefSeq and is a predicted model, not a curated record. Gene Ontology annotation, molecular function: calcium ion binding. Lineage: Eukaryota; Metazoa; Echinodermata; Echinoidea; Camarodonta; Strongylocentrotidae. The coding region runs from base 78 to 575 and encodes 165 amino acids. The transcript is spliced from 5 exons.